UCCUGCGGGACUACUGGGUUGCCAAAUGGAUUAUAACUAGUAGCAGCUAGAUCUUUUCAGUUGCUUGUAUUGGAGAAGAAUGUGAAAAUGUUUAAUUGUACACGAUGUUUCAGAAACAACAACAACAAGUCUUUCAUUUUUUACUCAUGAAGAGUCUUUUGUUGUGAAGGGGCGUUAAUCUUAAAUCGGCAGAUAUAGUCUGGUACCCGGAAUGGCGGCGUCUCUGUAAACACACUGUAUUAACAAUGCGAAGAUAAUUUUUUCAUGUGCAUUUUAAUGAAUUAGGACCAUAUUACAUCCGGAUGGAUAAGAAGAAGUUUACUAUUAAUUUGGGCGAUUCUGCUUUUACCACAGAACGACCUCAGGCGAAGUCCCUGUUUAAGGCUUCUUCGCGGAGCGACGAGCCCCCGGGUGAGGCCCCGGGCCAAGCCGCCCAGCCCCCGCUUUCCUACGCGGAGUUCAUUAUCCAGCGCAAAGGCCAGGCCGCUCAGUCCAGUGACGCGGGGGCACAAGGGAUCGGAGAGCAGGGAGCAUCUGCUAAGCAGUCGGCUGACAGCGAGACUGCGGAUGCGGGCGUGGGGGUGCAUGAACCGGCAGAUGCGCAAGGGGAAGCUGCGAGGUCAGACCUCGCACUCGGCAGUGGCCCAAAACCAGCCGGCACAGGGAGCAGCAUCAUCGUCAGCCCUCGACAGAGGGGAAACCCUAUUCUGAAGUUUGUGAGGAGUGUGCCGUGGGAGUUUGGUGAGGUCAUUCCUGAUUACAUCCUGGGACCGACAACCUGCGCUCUUUUUCUCAGCCUGAGGUACCACAACCUGCAUCCGAACUACAUCCAUGACCGACUGAAGAAUCUGGGGCAGACCUUCACUCUCAGGGUGCUGCUGGUACAGGUGGAUGUGAAAGACCCCCACCAUGCCUUGAAAGAGCUGGCACGCAUCUGCAUCAUGGCAGACUGCACCCUCAUAUUGGCCUGGAGCCCCGAGGAAGCCGGACGGUACCUGGAGACAUACAAAGCCUAUGAAAAAAAGCCAGCAGACCUCCUGAAGGAGCAGGUGGAGAAGGACUUCCUGUCCAAGGUCACAGACUGUCUGACGACAGUCAAAUCCAUCAACAGGACUGAUGCCAUAACCCUGCUCUCUACGUUUUCUUCUCUGGAGGGAGUAAUGAAGGCCUCAAAAGAAGACCUUGCACUCUGCCCUGGCCUGGGACCUCAGAAGGCUCGCCGUCUUUAUGACGUCCUACACCAGCCUUUCCUCAAGAGUAAGAGUAGAGCUGAAACGUAGUACCUGCCAGGCCUCUUCUCCCUGGGGACAGAACGCUGAGCAGAAUGUUACUCACAUGCUGGGUUUGGUGUGGACAGACUAUGACUAAGGAUGGACUCUAUCUCAGGAAAGGAACUUUUUAAAUCAGCAUUACAUGACCAAAAUAUUUAUUUCAAUAAAGCCUUGUUAGUUUAA
Molecule: messenger RNA, 1454 nt
Organism: Brienomyrus brachyistius
Lineage: Eukaryota; Metazoa; Chordata; Actinopteri; Osteoglossiformes; Mormyridae
Gene: ercc1
Product: excision repair cross-complementation group 1
Exons: 9
Coding region: 303-1280 (325 amino acids)
Biological process (GO): UV-damage excision repair; nucleotide-excision repair; mitotic recombination
Cellular component (GO): nucleus; ERCC4-ERCC1 complex; nucleotide-excision repair factor 1 complex
Molecular function (GO): single-stranded DNA binding; damaged DNA binding
Source: RefSeq, a predicted model, not a curated record